CUCUCCUAUUGAGGAAUCUAAUAGUAAGUCGAAUCGAGUAUAAUAUUUACCAUAUCAUUAUAUUCUAACUUCAUUAUUUUAUUAUUGUAGUCGACAGUUUACUUAGCAAGAUAUCAUUAGGAUCAACAGAUCAAGAAAAUACCAUAGGCUCUGGAUUCGACAAAUACCAACAACAACACCAACGAAGAAAUUGAGCAUCAAUGACUGUGACUGGAUACUAUAUACAGCAUAUACGCAUUUACAUAUAUAUAUACGCAUAUCUAUAUAUCUAUAUAUCUCUUAGACUUUUUUUUUUUUACUUUAUUUUAUAUAUUUUAUAUUAUCGAACAUGUUUGUCUCUUAUUAUUUUUAUUCUUAUUUCCACUUCUUUCCCCUUCUAUCUGUGCUUGUUUUGAUUAAAUGAUGACAUGCCUCCCAUCAUCUCACUUCGUUAUAUUUGAAUCACACAGCAAAAAAAAAAAAAAAAAAAAAAA
This is a messenger RNA of Halteromyces radiatus, 473 nucleotides long. RefSeq lists its product as uncharacterized. The record is from RefSeq and is a predicted model, not a curated record. Bases 201 to 395 code for a protein of 64 amino acids. NCBI's taxonomy places the organism in Eukaryota, Fungi, Mucoromycota, Mucoromycetes, Mucorales, Cunninghamellaceae. The transcript has a single exon.